GCUGAAGGCCCAAUAUUAGACGUUAAAGCCUUUCAUUCGAAGAUAUCUGCCUCUCUCAAAUUCUCAGCGUUUCUUAGGGUUUUCUUCGUCUUCAACCUAGACUACAAGCAGAACAGCGGUGAACGGCGACCGAACCACCGCCACCAACCAGUCAUGGCUACCCAAAUGAGCAAAAAGCGAAAGUUUGUGGCUGAUGGAGUGUUCUUUGCUGAGCUUAACGAAGUUCUUACUAGAGAGCUUGCAGAGGAUGGAUACUCCGGAGUGGAGGUUAGGGUUACACCUAUGCGUACUGAGAUUAUCAUUAGGGCUACUCGCACUCAGAACGUUCUUGGUGAGAAAGGAAGGAGAAUCAGAGAAUUGACAUCUGUUGUUCAGAAGCGUUUCAAGUUCCCUGAAGACAGUGUUGAGCUAUAUGCCGAGAAGGUCAACAACAGAGGACUCUGUGCCAUUGCUCAAGCUGAGUCUCUGCGCUACAAGCUUUUAGGAGGCCUUGCUGUGAGAAGGGCCUGCUAUGGUGUUCUUAGAUUUGUCAUGGAGAGUGGAGCUAAAGGAUGUGAGGUUAUUGUUAGUGGUAAGCUGAGAGCUCAGCGUGCAAAAUCCAUGAAAUUCAAGGAUGGCUACAUGAUUUCGUCUGGACAGCCAGUGAAAGAAUAUAUAGACUCUGCCGUGAGACACGUUCUUCUUAGACAGGGUGUUUUGGGUAUCAAGGUCAAGAUCAUGCUCGAUUGGGAUCCUAAGGGUAAGCAAGGUCCACCGACGCCUCUUCCAGAUUUGGUUACCAUCCAUACUCCCAAAGAGGAAGAGGAUUUCAUCAGGCCUGUGGCUGCUGUGAUCCCGACGGCCGAGAUUGAAGUUGGAGCAGCUUAAGAGAUGAGAGACAUGAGGGAGGAAGUAGUGUAGUGUUGCUUACUAUAAUGUCAUUUGUUUCAGAAUAUGGAAUUUCUAAGUUUUGAUGUCGUUUUCGUUUUGAGUUUUGAUUUUGGGAUGUUUUUGUUACAAAAAUAUUCACACAAACUUCGUAAAUUUACUCUCAUCUCAUAUCUCCUAGUGUUUUAAUGUUAAAUCUUAUUUCACUUCUGUAACAUGAGCCAAAGAACUCACUUCUAUUGUAUCGAUUCUCGAUUUGGUUUUUC
Messenger RNA from Cucumis melo (muskmelon), 1133 nucleotides. Its product is annotated as 40S ribosomal protein S3-3. Lineage: Eukaryota; Viridiplantae; Streptophyta; Magnoliopsida; Cucurbitales; Cucurbitaceae. Gene Ontology annotation, cellular component: nucleus; cytosolic small ribosomal subunit. Gene Ontology annotation, molecular function: structural constituent of ribosome; RNA binding. Gene Ontology annotation, biological process: translation. Bases 154 to 867 code for a protein of 237 amino acids. The transcript has 6 exons. The record is from RefSeq and is a predicted model, not a curated record.